UUUCAGAAACUCGCGCCGAUCGGUGUCUGUAGCCGCGCCUAAUCAAACACUUCAUCCGAAACUAUGGCGUAUUCCUGGGACAAUAGAGUCGCGUUUAUCGUGCGAUAUCUUUACGAUAUUGACAAUAACGGCUAUCUAGACGCACACGAUUUCCAAUGCCUAGCGUUGCGCACCUGCAUCCUCGAAGGCAAAGGUGAUUGCAGCGCCGCCAGGCUGCAGAAAUAUGAGCACGUGAUGCUCAGCCUAUGGGAAGAGAUCACGCAGCUCGCUGACUUCGACAAGGUGCCAGACUAUGACGGUACGAUCAGCGUGGAGGAAUUCAAACAAGCUGUCAAAAACAGUUGCAUCGGCAAGAAAUAUGAAGAUUUCCCGCAAGCGAUGAAGGCGUUCAUUGAGACGAACUUCAGGAUGCUCGACAUUAAUGCAGAUGGCCUUCUCGGCGUUGAAGAGUUCAGAUACGACUGUGUUCAGAGGAUGGUAGUCGAUGAUAUUAAGGUCAUCGAUGAUGCGUUCCAUUCCUUGUUGAAUGAUGAUGACAGACGAAAAGGUGGCUUAGCUUUAUCGAGAUAUCAAGAGCUUUUCGCCCAAUUCCUCGGCGACCAGAGUGACAACUGCCAGGCGAAUCUGCUCUUUGGGCCCUUGGAGCUAUAACCUUAAAAACUAAUAGCGCCUCGACCCUUCAAAACUUCGGUUCUUGCAUGGUAAACAAGCCCACAGUUGUCAAAAUCAACCGAAAAGCGAAGUUUCAUUGACAAAGGGACGAGACAUGCAAGUUGACUUGAUAAGUUUCCACUUUUAUUUUUAAAAAUGUUAAAAUGUAAAAUGACAAUAGCAAGCAUUUCUCCCGAUAUCUAGACUGUCUAUAAAUAAAAUUACAUCAUAGAAAUGGUUAAAAAUAAAUAUCACAGCUUCGCGGCUGUCUUAAAAUAGAUACACCGAGAUGCGCUCUGAUUUAUACGCUUUUGAAUUUAAUGCACGGCAUAUUGUAAAAAUUACCGACACUUUGCUAUUGUAAAAAUACAUGUUUCCAAAUAAUAAAUAUUAGCUAAGAUAAUACGCUAGAUUAGUUUUCUCCGUUUGUUAUCGUUUUCCGUCCUUUCAAUGUAUGUCGCUACAAAUGGAAUGUUGUAUUUGCAAAUAAUAAAGCUCUGGUUAAUAUUUAAAUAUCACACAGACAAGAGUAAUAAAAAAUAAAGAAAGCUCAAAAACAUUUUUCGAAGAAACAACGACGUAUUUGUAAAUACAUACCUAUCUAUCUACUUAGACAAUUCAAGGCGAAUUUAGUAAAGAAAUUGUGCUCAAAACAGAAAAGGAA
Zerene cesonia (dogface butterfly) is the source of this 1315-nucleotide messenger RNA. It is a transcript of the gene Scp1, whose product is annotated as sarcoplasmic calcium-binding protein. The record is from RefSeq and is a predicted model, not a curated record. Gene Ontology annotation, molecular function: calcium ion binding. NCBI's taxonomy places the organism in Eukaryota, Metazoa, Arthropoda, Insecta, Lepidoptera, Pieridae. The transcript is spliced from 4 exons. The coding region runs from base 64 to 651 and encodes 195 amino acids.